CCCACACCACAUUUCCGAUCGGAGCUCACCCAGCCCGCCAUGGCCGCCAAGUGCUACCCGACCGUCAGCGAUGAGUACCUCGCCGCCGUCGCCAAGGCCAAGCGCAAGCUCCGCGGCCUCAUCGCCGAGAAGAACUGCGCGCCCCUCAUGCUCCGCCUCGCGUGGCACUCGGCGGGCACCUUCGACGUCGCCACCAAGACCGGCGGCCCCUUCGGCACCAUGAAGUGCCCCGCCGAGCUCGCGCACGGCGCCAACGCCGGCCUCGACAUCGCCGUCAGGCUCCUCGAGCCCAUCAAGGAGCUCGUGCCCAUCCUCUCCUACGCCGACUUCUACCAGCUCGCUGGAGUCGUCGCCGUAGAGGUCACCGGCGGGCCCGAGGUCCCCUUCCACCCGGGCAGACAGGACAAGCUUGAGCCACCUCCAGAAGGCCGUCUUCCCAACGCCACCCUAGGCUCUGACCACCUCAGGCAGGUGUUUUCCGCUCAGAUGGGUUUGAGCGACCAGGACAUUGUUGCUCUUUCUGGUGGUCACACCCUGGGAAGAUGCCACAAGGAGAGAUCUGGCUUUGAGGGACCCUGGACUGCCAAUCCUUUGAUCUUCGACAACUCUUACUUCACGGAGCUCCUGACCGGUGAGAAGGAAGGCCUUCUUCAGCUGCCAACUGACAAGGUCCUCCUGACUGAUGAGGCCUUCCGCCCAUUUGUGGACAAAUAUGCUGCGGAUGAGGAUGCUUUCUUUGCUGACUACGCUGAGGCUCACCUCAAGCUUUCCGAAUUGGGAUUCGGCGAGUACUCUGAGGGUUGCUGCUGAUUUGCGUUUUGGCCUGAACUCGGUAUGAAAAAGAAUGGAGGAGUGCAAUAAAAGAAAUUGUCGGCCUGGUGGCCAUGUGAUGUGCUGUCUGGAUUUGGUUUAGAUCAAAAUCGAUGGGGGUAUUUCAUUGUUUUGCUUUAUGCCUUGUCCUACGGGCGUAUUGUAGUUCGAACUAUGAAUUGUUCUGUAGUUCCUUUCCUGUUAUUCCCGAUCAUGGACGAAAUGAAAGUUUGUCUACCA
This is a messenger RNA of Lolium rigidum, 1050 nucleotides long. Its product is annotated as L-ascorbate peroxidase 2, cytosolic. The record is from RefSeq and is a predicted model, not a curated record. Gene Ontology annotation, molecular function: peroxidase activity; heme binding. Lineage: Eukaryota; Viridiplantae; Streptophyta; Magnoliopsida; Poales; Poaceae. The transcript is spliced from 9 exons. Gene Ontology annotation, biological process: cellular response to oxidative stress; hydrogen peroxide catabolic process; response to reactive oxygen species. Bases 40 to 810 code for a protein of 256 amino acids.